UGCUCUGAUUCGCGUUGACGCUCCGCGGCUCGCUUGAUCCGGAUCCGAUGGAGGGAGCCGCGGCUGGAGGAUGCGCGGCGGAGGACGCGGACGCGGUGAUGGAUGCUGCAGAUCUCGUCAGAGACUGAGAGUCCUUGAGAGGUCUGUCUGCCGCUCUGUGCCCUCGUCCUUGGCACACGGUCUGAUCCACCGUUGGGCAGAAACCAGCCGUAAUCUCUGCGUCUGAUUGGCCGCCGCUCGCGUCCAGGUGACCAGAGAGAUUGUGGAGUUUGUCAGGGCAGCAGAUUAGUUCCUGCUGUCAAUCCGAUUGAGCGUUCUCCUCUCACCGCUGAUCCGACUGCAAAUAGAAACGAGAAGCCCAGCCGCAGGGACUCCUAUGACAUCUGAGACGCUGCUCUUAAGAAGACCUACAUAACUGAGAUGCCGUCGUCCUCGUGUCACUCCAGCACUGGCCUUGAGAAGAAGAUCGGUCACAGGCGGGUCGAUGCAUCCGGUGAAACCACCUACAAGAAGACGACCUCGUCUGCCCUGAAAGGAGCCAUUCAGCUGGGGAUCGGCUACACCGUGGGUAACCUGAGCUCCAAACCUGAGCGCGACGUCCUCAUGCAAGACUUCUACGUGGUGGAGAGCAUCUUCUUCCCCAGUGAAGGCAGUAAUCUGACGCCGGCGCAUCACUAUCCAGACUUCAGGUUUAAAACCUAUGCUCCGGUGGCUUUCCGCUACUUCAGAGAGCUCUUCGGGAUUCGACCGGACGACUAUCUGUAUUCUCUCUGUAAUGAGCCCUUGAUCGAGCUCUCAAACCCCGGCGCCAGCGGCUCCAUCUUCUACGUCACUCGAGACGAUGAAUUCAUCCUGAAGACCGUCAUGCACAAAGAGGCUGAGUUCCUGCAGAAGCUGCUUCCAGGAUACUACAUGAACCUGAACCAGAAUCCCCGCACGCUGCUGCCCAAGUUCUUCGGUUUGUACUGCGUUCAGUCCGGAGGGAAGAACAUCCGUAUCGUGGUGAUGAAUAACAUCCUGCCGCGCAUCAUUCGCAUGCACCUCAAGUUCGACCUGAAGGGCUCCACGUACAAGCGCCGCGCGUCCAAGAAAGAGCGUGAGAAGUCCAAGCCCACCUUUAAAGACCUGGACUUCAUGCAGGACGUUCAGGACGGACUCCUGCUGGACGUGGACACGUACAACGCGCUGGUGAAGACGCUCCAGAGAGACUGUCUGGUGUUGGAGAGUUUUAAGAUCAUGGACUACAGUCUGCUGCUGGGGGUUCAUAAUCUGGACCAGGCGGAGCGCGAGCAGCAGAUGGAGGGAUCGCAGAGCAGCAGCGAUGAGAAGAGACCGGCCGCUCAGCGAGCGCUUUACUCCACCGCCAUGGAGUCCAUUCAGGGAGGAGCGGCGUGCGGCGGCUCCUUAGACACCGACGACACGAUGGGUGGCAUUCCUGCUGUCAACGGCAAAGGAGAGAGACUCCUGCUCUUCGUCGGCAUCAUAGACAUCCUGCAGUCCUACAGACUUAUAAAGAAGCUGGAGCACACGUGGAAGGCUCUGGUGCAUGACGGGGACACGGUUUCCGUCCACCGACCGAACUUCUAUGCUGACCGCUUCUUCAGGUUCAUGAGCAGCACUGUGUUCAGGAAAAGCACUUCGCUGAAGGCUUCUCCUGCUAAGAAGGGCCGUGCGGUGCUGACCGUGCCCAAACUCAGCGGCCCCGGAGCGGCCUGGUCGGCCAGCCAGCUUCCCUCAGAGAGAGACCAGAACAUCUAUGACCUGAGAGGAGCGCGCAGCUUCCCCGUGCUGGAAAACGAUGGUCUGCAGUCCUGCACUCCUCCGUCGUUCGAGGAAGCGACCACGGCAUCUGUGGCCACAACUCUGUCCUCAAACACCUCCAUAUCAAUCCCAGAACGCUCUCCGUCAGACACCACAGAGCACCCGCGCUACAGAAGACGCACAUUGUCUCUGAAAGACGCUGAGGGAAGGACACAUGAAGUGGUGGAUGUGCAUGAGGAAGAGCAGCAGACCAUCACUGUGCAGGUGGAGGUGAAGAGAGAGAGAGAAGACGAGGAGGAGGAGCCAGACGUCUCUCUAACACACGCGGAGACGGACGUUCCUCCUCCAGACACUGAUGACCUCGUCUCAGAAACAGCCGCUUCAGCACCCGUUGCCCAGGAAACCGUCUCCCAGACGACACUUCCUGGUGACACCCAGACGACGCUACCUGUGGAAACAGCUCUUCUGACAGAAAGCGGGACCCUGGAGUCAGCUCCGGCCCCUGAAGCAGCAGAUCCGGCCGCCUCCAGCCCAAACACACAGCGUUUCUCAGAGUCCCAGAGCCGGGAAUCUCUGGAGGAAGAGCUCGCCUCAACCACUGACAUCUACUUUUAAUCUGGAUGUUCAGUAGACGUCUCUCUGUGGGUCUGAAGAGGUUUUGCUGUUCUCCAGCAUGGAUUCUGCUCUUCUGAGCACGAGCGAGACGAACCGAAGAACCUUUCGGACAAAAACCCUGUUCCUUUUCUACCUGGGUGCCACUUCCUGAUCGAUUCCCCUCAAGAACAACGUUAGCUCUCCAAAAAUCCCUUGUGUGUUUGUGAAUCCAGACGUCAGGACGUGCAUCGACUCCCUCAAAUACAUCUCGUCAGUUUCCAAGUUGUUGGCGACCCAUAAUGCACUAGACUAGAUUUAAUGUCUUCAAUCAUUCCAUGAACUCCUCUGAACGACGUGAUCCUCCUGAUCUGUCACUAUCCAUGCGUCCAGCGUGGAGCUUCCUCAUUAUGCAAUAUGAACUCCUCCCCGUGAUUGCAUGUAAUUACAUGAUCUAUUUUUAUUUUGUGCGCAUCUGAGAUGUUCGGAGUGGAAUACAGUUAAAAUAUGUGAUAAAAAGUAAAGAUUUGAGACUGAAAGCAUUGCUGCAGAUGACCGAACACAUAUCAUGUGACGCUGGAAGCUGCUGUGAAACCGCUGGAGCCGCAACAUAUCAACAUCACGUAUGAAUCAAGCGGGAAUCGUGUGAGUCGUGUCUUUUUCUAUCAGUCAUGUCGUCAUUUCUCAGUCAGAUGUGCUCCUUUUUGUAUAUUACGUUCUCUGUUUUUUUCACAAGUCAGAUGAAUUUUAUUAUAGAUCAUUGUUGGUCUGUUAUACUGUUUCAGAUUGUCAUCAUUAAAACAUGCUGAAUUCCCUCUAUUCAGGUCAACACACUACAAUCAAUUAAUAUUUUUGUCUUGUUUUAAAAAUAAAUUCUUAAACAUCCUUAAAACGAGAUGCAUUUACUUGAGAAUUUAAUUUUUUGAAUGUCUAUUAUAAUUUUAUAGCUUUAUAAUUAGAAUUUAGAAUAGUUUUUUGAGCUAUUAUUAUUAUUAUUAAUUUAUUAUAAAUAUAUUAUUAAUAAAAUACAUAUUCCAUUCUAGGAACAGUUACCAAUAUUUUAUUUCCUUUUAAAAACAUGUUUUAUUUAUUGUCAUCUUUUAUCGAUAUAAUUUUAUGAAUGUCUAUUGCAGUUUUAUAGCUUUAUAAUUUUUAAUUAUAAUUUAUAAUUUAAUAUAGUUUUUUAUGGCCAAAGCGUUUCUUUUAUUUAUUAUUUUAAACAGUUAUUAUUAUUACUAUUUUAAAAAUUAUAUAAAAUGUUUUAAAAUUAUAUUCAUAAAUAUAAUUUUUAUUUAAUAUAGUUAUUAUUAUUAACAUUCCCAGUGAAGUAUGAAAAGUACUUCAUUCACAACAUCGUAACAUUUUGCUUCUCAAAUAAAUGCAACUUAUUUUAAGCAUCUUAUAAUAUUGCUGGAAAACAAUAUAUUUUUAUGGUGUUCUUUAAAGAGUCAAUAUCUAUAAUGACAAUCUCACGGAUUUUUUGGAAGUGAUAGAGAGUGUACAGUAUGUUUGUUUUAUGUUAAGAUUGAUCGUCUGUGUUUGUGAUGAAACACUAAACACUGACAAAGACAGACAAAGACUCGAAACGGCCCACGCUUAAAUAUACUGUAUAUUAAAUUCAGCUUUUAAAACCUUGUCAUUCUUUUUUAAGCUUUACUCCAUUUCAACAAAGACUUUCUCAUAUCAUUUUUCUUUUAAAUAAUGUUUUAUUUAUUGUCACCUUUUAUCUAUGUAAUUUUAUGGAUGUCUAUGAAAACUUUAUAGUUUUUUAUAUUUUUUAUGUCUUUUUUUGUUUGUUAAGGCUAAUUUCAGACAUGCUGAAUAUCAUAAUCAUGCUCGCAACAGAAAUUUAUAUACAGUACAUAUGUUAAAAUGUACAGAAUCUGACGUGAAAUAAUUCAGACUCAUCCUUAAUUUUGCAAAAUCAAAGAAAAGUCACAUUUACAAUAAUGCACUUAAAAUGGAGUUAAAAAUGGGAUAUAGUUUUAAGAUUUUAUUUAUAUGUUUUCAAGUCUAGUGGCAAUACUUUCAAAAUGUUUAAUGUCCAUUUUAAUGUGUGUUUUUGUUUCCUCUGUGAUACUUUUUAUUGAACCUGCAUCACUUCUUCAAUGCUCAGUUUGGGUUUUAAAGGAUAAAAUGGCCUUAUUUGGACAGUGAAACAGAUUUCUGCAAUGAAAUCCUCAAUACUAUCAAAAUCAAUCCCAUUUCUCAUGUUUCAUGGGGCGAGUCUUUGUAGUAUAAUGUACAAUAUGUUUUAAAGUGUAACUGUAUGUGUGAAGUAAUGAGAGGCUGCAUGUUCAGGGCGUUUGGUUUGUAGUUCUUCAGACGUCUGCUGUGAAGCUCUAGUGUUUGAGUAUCUGAUCUACAGUCUGCCCUCAGUAACCAAUGUGCGUGUGUGUGUGUGUGUGUGUGUGUGAGAGACUGUAUAUAUUUUUGGUCACUGGUUUGAGGAAGGUCUGUGCUGUACUUUAGGCUUUGUCAUUCAUUUCUGCAGCUCUUUUCUGGUGAGACUCCGUGCAUGUGAACGUCUGUAAGUGUCCGUCUCUAACACUAAACAUCCACGGCUUGUGUGUCUGUACAGAUUAAUGAUGAUGUAAAAACAAAAACAAACCAUACCAAUAAAGACUAUAUGGAAAAUAA
Molecule: messenger RNA, 4992 nt
Organism: Onychostoma macrolepis
Lineage: Eukaryota; Metazoa; Chordata; Actinopteri; Cypriniformes; Cyprinidae
Gene: pip5k1cb
Product: phosphatidylinositol-4-phosphate 5-kinase, type I, gamma b
Exons: 18
Coding region: 421-2376 (651 amino acids)
Biological process (GO): phosphatidylinositol metabolic process
Molecular function (GO): phosphatidylinositol kinase activity
Source: RefSeq, a predicted model, not a curated record